AUGAUUAUACCUAAUGACCAUGUUAAUAAAAAUAAGGAGUAUAAAAAAAACUUUUAUUUUGAAGAACAUGAUGCAAUUAAUAUAGAUUUAAUUUAUGCUUUAACUCAAGCUAAUAUUCUACUUGAGAAAGUUGAUAAGCUUAAACUAUUCUUCUUGAAGUACUGUAAAAAUGGUAGUUCUAUUUUUAAAUUAACUCAAUUAUAUAGCAGAUAUUUGACUAUUGCAUUUAAUUCAGAAAUUGAGAAUUUAAAACUAUUCUUAGUUGGAAAACAAAUUUCUAUUACUAUCGACAAAUCACCUGAUAUUUGUGGAAAAGCUGCUAUAAAUAUAUUAUUUAGUUUUUAUAAUAUAACUAAACUAGUUAAAACUGAGUAUUUAGAUAUUGUUAAUAAUCCUACUAUUACACAAUUA
Messenger RNA from Scutellospora calospora, 411 nucleotides. Lineage: Eukaryota; Fungi; Glomeromycota; Glomeromycetes; Diversisporales; Gigasporaceae. The record is from the annotation of a GenBank genome assembly.